UUUCGUGGGUUACAGUUAUUAGUUAUUACUCUCACCCCCCUCUUGACUCUCUCUUCAUCCUUCCCCUCUUUCUCUCUACACGAACUAGCCUUCUUCUUCUUCUUCUUCUUCUUCUUAUGCUAAUUUCUAUGAAUGAACCAACGCCCUUGUUUGGAAUGAACGUGUACAAUGAAAGAUGGGAGCUGUGAAUUUCGUUCCAUUACUGAUCAUCAACUCAUCCCAAGUUUCUCAAGCUGAUCAUCAGUUUAAACGGAUAUGGGGAAGAAAGGAAAAGGAUGGUUUACAUCUGUGAAGAGAGUGUUCAAAUCAUCAUCUCCUAAGGAAUUACCAGUUGGGAAAAAGAAAGACAACGCAGAGAAAUGGCAACAUGAGGCUCCAGAAGUUGUGUCAUUAGAGCAUUUUCCUACUGGAAGUUCUCCUGAUGUUACAAAUGAUGAGAGCAACGUAUCAACUCCAGUAACUGAAGAUAGAAAUCAUGCCAUUGCUGUGGCAGUAGCGACUGCUGCCGCAGCAGAAGCUGCGGUUGCAGCUGCUCAAGCGGCGGCUAAAGUUGUUCGCUUAGCUGGUUAUGGACGACAAUCAAAGGAAGAAAGAGCUGCCAUCCUCAUACAAUCAUUCUAUAGGGGCUACCUUGCUCGGCGUGCCUUACGUGCAUUGAAGGGAUUGGUGAGGCUCCAAGCAUUAGUGAGAGGGCACAAUGUAAGAAAGCAAGCACAAAUGACAAUGAGAAGCAUGCAAGCUCUUGUUCGUGUGCAAGCAAGAGUAAGAGCAAGAAGACUUGAAUUAGCUCACGAGAAGCUUCAAAGGAAGACAGAGGAAGAAGAUGAACGAAGACUACCGGUGGACGAAGACUUUAUGAAUCCAAAGAAUCCAUUGAAGAGUUAUAAAUGGGAUAGGAGGAAUCAAAGUUCUGAUAAUUUCAAAGAAAAUGCUUCAAAGAAGCAUGAUGCUGUCAUGAAAAGAGAAAGAGCCCUUGCUUAUGCUUAUGCCUUCCAGCAGCAGCAACAAUUGCCCUCACAAAAUAGUCCUAAUGGUAAAGAAACAGGACAUUUUGUGAACGAACACGAGAAGGUGCAAUGGGGAUGGAAUUGGCUUGAGAGAUGGAUGUCAGCACAAUCAUAUAACGUGCGUCAAUCGGGUCCAAAUGAAGGGUCUUACGUGACAGUAAACACAACUACAACCACGACCACCACAGAGGACAUGUCCGAGAAGACAGUAGAGAUGGACACGGUGACCCCAACAGGCACUAGCAAUCCCAACAUGGGCAUGCUAGACACCAAUCCAUAUUCGAAUCGACCCCAAUGGCAAUCAAGUUCAAGCAAUGUACCUAGCUACAUGGCUCCGACCCAGUCCGCAAAGGCGAAAGUGCGUUCUCAAAGUUUGAUCAAGCAACGUGUCCCAGCUACACCUCUGUGGAAUCCAUCCAUUAAGAAAGAUGCAAGCAUUGUUGGUCCAGGUUGUGAUUCUUCCAGUUCAGGUGGUGGAACAACAACUUAUCAAGCUCCAAGAAGUCCUAGCCCCAAACAUAACGGGAUGCGCCUGCAUUCGAGAAGACAUGCUGGUGGAUAUAGCCCUAAUUUCAAUGGCGGUGAUGAUUGGAGGUUGCCUCCUCUUGAUGGUCAUGGAUGGAGGAAUGAUUUUGGUUGAUGAGUGGCACGAUUAUGAUAUGUUUAUACACUAUUUAUUGCUUCUUAUUGUUUCAUGUUUGCGAUGAUAAUGCUAUAAAACUCCAGCCCUUGAGGCUGUGGAAUGAUAUUGGUUUAAACUUUAAAUA
Populus nigra (black poplar) is the source of this 1774-nucleotide messenger RNA. RefSeq names its product protein IQ-DOMAIN 21-like. Gene Ontology annotation, molecular function: protein binding. The transcript has 5 exons. The record is from RefSeq and is a predicted model, not a curated record. Bases 256 to 1647 code for a protein of 463 amino acids. NCBI's taxonomy places the organism in Eukaryota, Viridiplantae, Streptophyta, Magnoliopsida, Malpighiales, Salicaceae.